Messenger RNA from Hemicordylus capensis (graceful crag lizard), 1727 nucleotides. RefSeq names its product abhydrolase domain containing 1 (gene ABHD1). NCBI's taxonomy places the organism in Eukaryota, Metazoa, Chordata, Lepidosauria, Squamata, Cordylidae. Gene Ontology annotation, biological process: medium-chain fatty acid biosynthetic process; medium-chain fatty acid catabolic process. Bases 1 to 1554 code for a protein of 517 amino acids. The record is from RefSeq and is a predicted model, not a curated record. Gene Ontology annotation, molecular function: monoacylglycerol lipase activity; acetylesterase activity. The transcript has 9 exons.
AUGGUGUCCGGCCCGCCCGCCCGCCGGCCGCAAUCCUCGGUCGGGGCCACGUGGCGGAGGGAGGCAGGCGCCGCUGCUAGUCGCCUCGGGACCCGCCCUGCGCCCAAGCCGCCCCUGGCCCGAUGCCCAGGCCCCCGCCCCCCGCGCCGUGGCGAGUCAAGGCCAGCGGCUACCCCGGAGGGAAGGGCGAGCGAUCGCUUUGGCUGCUGGGGGCGGCAGCUUUCGGGAGUCACAGAGCGCCUGGGCUCGCUGUCCUCCUGCUGGGUGCUGCGCAGGAUUGCGCACUACCGAGUAUCUUCUUGCAGAGGAGAGCUGUGCCGUCCUCAGGGAGCCCUCAUCAUCCACUGCCCUCAGAUAUGUGGGUCAAAUGCAGUCGUCGACUUGAAGCAGCAGCGCCCUCUGCUGGUGGCCAGUCAACCCUUCUGUGCCUUCCUGGAGAAGUUCUGCCCCAUCACGAGUGAGACUUUCUACCCCACGCUGUGGUGCUUUGAGGGCCGGCUCCAGACCAUCGUCCGCGUCUUCCUCAAGUCCUGCCCGCCUGUCUCCUACUGCAGUGAGGUGCUGCGGACUGCGGACGGAGGGCAGCUGCUGCUGGACUGGGCCAAGGACUCUGCCGGGGCCGCCAGCCGGCGGGACCCAGAGGGCUGCCCCAUCGUCCUCUUCCUGCCCGGCCUGACGGGCAACAGCCAGGACGCCUACAUCCUGCACAUGGUGUGCAGCACCCAGCAGCAGGGCUACAGGGCUGUUGUGUUCAACAACCGAGGCUGCAAAGGAGAAGAGUUGCUGACCCACAGGGCUUUCUGUGCCAACAACACGGAAGACCUGGAGCUGGUGGUGGGCCACAUCAAGCGUCGGUUCCCUCAGGCACCCCUGAUGGCCGUUGGCGUUUCCCUGGGCGGGAUCCUGGUGCUGAACUACUUGGGCCAGAAGGGCCCAGAGGCCCAGCUGGUGGCUGCCAUGACCUGCUCCGUGACCUGGGACUCCUUUGAGACCACCCACUCCCUCGAAAGGCCCCUCAACCUGCUGCUCUUCAACCAGCGCCUCACCGCCAACUUGCGCCAGCUCAUCAAAAGGCAUAGGAAGGUCAUUGCGGAGAAGCUGGACGUGGACCACGUGCUGAAGGCCCGCAGCAUCCGUGAGUUUGACGAGCGCUACACGGCGGUGGUCUUUGGCUACAAGUCCUGCGAGGAGUACUACCAGGCGGCCAGCCCCUGCUGGAAGGUGCCCGGCAUCCGCGUGCCCGUGCUCUGCCUCAACGCCUCCGACGACCCCUUCUCCCCUCCGCAGGCCAUCCCGCUGGAGGCCGCCCGGCGCCUGCCCAGCCUGGCCCUGCUGCUGACGGCCCGGGGCGGCCACAUUGGCUUCCUGGAGGGCCUCCUGCCCCGCCACCGAAGCUACAUGGACCGCGUCUUGGCCCAGUUUGUGGGCGCCGUCUUCGAGCACCAGGAGGAGCUGGCAGCUGCAGUGGCUGCCGCCAGGGAGGAGCAGCAGCAGCAGCAGCAGGAGGAGCAAAGCGGCCCAGGCGGCAGGCGGCAGCCCCCCACGGCCCAGUGAAGCCCCCACCGCCGCCCCCCUCCUGCGUGAGGCCCUGGCCGGGAGGGCAGCCUCACUGGCCCCCGCGCUUGCCUGCCCCCGUGAGGGGCUGCAGCACCCGGAAGGGGCAGGUGGGGCGCCGCGGCAGCCGGGCUGGGCUGCUGCUCGGAAUACAAGCCUCUUGGCAAAACCCC